Molecule: messenger RNA, 1461 nt
Organism: Onychomys torridus (southern grasshopper mouse)
Lineage: Eukaryota; Metazoa; Chordata; Mammalia; Rodentia; Cricetidae
Gene: Dnajc22
Product: DnaJ heat shock protein family (Hsp40) member C22
Exons: 2
Coding region: 1-1026 (341 amino acids)
Biological process (GO): endocytosis
Cellular component (GO): early endosome; plasma membrane
Source: RefSeq, a predicted model, not a curated record
AUGGCAAAAGGGCUCCUGGUGACCUAUACCCUUUGGGCUUUCGGGGGUCCUGUUGGACUCCACCACCUGUAUCUGGGAAGGGACAGCCAUGCCCUGCUCUGGAUGCUUACCCUGGGAGGUGGUGGGUUGGGCUGGCUCUGGGAGUUCUGGAAACUCCCAAGCUUUGUCGCUCAAGCCAACAGAGCCCAGGGUCGGAAACAGAGCCCAGGGGAGGGGAGGCCACCUCUGAGUCUCCUUCGCUUUGUUGCCCAGAUGAUAGUGGGUAUCUAUUUUGGUCUCGUGGCUCUGGUCAGCCUUUCUGCCAUGGCCCACUUCUACAUUGUGGGCCUUCCACUGGCAGUUAGCUUGGGAGUCCUGCUAGUGGCUGCUGUUGGCAACGAGACGUCAGACUUUAAGAACACGUUAGGAGCGGCUGUCCUCACUUCCCCUGUGUUCUAUGGGCGCCCCAUAGCCAUCCUGCCCAUCAGUUUGGCCGCCAGCGUCACAGCCCAGAAGCAUCGCCGAUACAAAGCUUCCGCGGAGCCGGAGACCAUUAGCGUGCGGCUCUACCGUCUGGGCUUGGCUUACCUCGCCUUCACAGGCCCACUGGCUUACAGUGUCCUGGGCAACACAGCUGCCACCCUCAGCUACGUGGCAGAAACCCUUGGUUCCCUCUUGAGUUGGAUCAGCAUUUUCCCGCUUCUUGGCCGCCUCACGGAGUCUGUCUUCCUCCUGCCUUGCCGGAUCUGGUGGCUGCUGGUUGGGGAUCCUGGCUUCAACAGCAAACAGUUCCAGGAGUGGGAAAGGCUCUAUGAAUUUGUUGACAGUUUUCAGGAGGAGAAACGUCAGCUGGCUUACCAGGUUUUGGGCCUUCCAGAAGGGGCAACCAAUGAAGAAAUUCAUCGGAGUUACCGUGACCUGGUGAAGGUCUGGCACCCAGACCACAACCGGCACCAGACAGAAGAGGCCCAGAGGCACUUUCUGGAGAUCCAGGCUGCGUAUGAAGUCUUAAGUCAGCCCAAGAAACCCAGAGCAUCCUGGAGGUGAAAAGCAGCAUCGAGGUUGGACUCCCUCUCGGCAGAGCUGGGUGGCGUAUUCACAACCUGGGAUCCCAAAAGUGUUAAAGAGGCUGCUUGCAGCAGAGACAAAAACUUUAAAGGGAGGAGAAAGUUUAUGGUAGAGAAUGUAUUUAUGUUCUGAAUUUCUAAGUUCUUGGCUACUGUAUUCUUGACUCUAUUUUCUUAAUACCAUACAGUAAAAGAUAUAUUAUAAAAAUCCACAAAAUAUCUUUCAAAGAAUAACCCACUGUAUCCUAUCUCAGUACAAAUGGAGGAAGAUUAUUUUAAUGUUUAUAAAUGUGUAAGGCACUGGGUUAGGAGACUGGAAAAUAUGAAUAUUCUAAUAUUUCAUAUACUAUCAUAUGACAAAGGGAUUCCAAGAGGCAAGACAUGUCAAAGUUAGAGAUGUCAAAGUCCCAGAAAA